GAUUCAAUUGCGAAGUAUUAAUUGUUUAAGGCGAUCAAUUAUAUUUGCUUCAUUUAUUUCACGAUGAUGAAAUAUUUUGUAGUAGUUUUUACGUUUUUAUUUCUGAGGUGUAAAACAGUGGCCAACCAGUGCCAAAUAGCGCAAAAAUGUGUGACAGACCUAUCUCAGGAAAAUUGUAGUGCGUUUGAAGUUUUAACGCAAAACUCCGUUGUAUUUGGUUGCUGUCCAAGCUGUCAAAUGUCCACCAACCCAGGAAAUCCAGAACCUGAAACGGGAUGCACAGCCCCUUCCAACUGCCUCCCGAAUGGACUCUAUGCUCCUGUACAAUGUAAAGGUGACAUGUUUACGGGAAGGUGUUUCUGUUCAGACGAAAAAGGGAACAGAAUAUUUGGACAAAUGUGGAGAACUGAUGCGAGCGAAAUGACUUGUGCCUGCAGUCGACAUAGAGCCCAACUAGAAGUCACAGUAAACAGAGGCGUGACGUUACACUGUACCGCGAAUGGAGACUAUGAACCGCUACAGUGCGACGAUGGAGUAUGCUGGUGCGCCCAGCCGAAGACGGGCCAGCCUACAGCCGGACCGGUCCAGGAAACAGACAUGAGGAAUCUUCCAUGCUAUAGCUCGACAGUGACUGGAGAGCAAUAUUUACGACGAUGCGAAAGUAUAGUCCAUUCGAUAGCCACCGUGCAUCGAGAGCAGUCUGAGCACGGGACUGUCUUUUUAGGAAAUCCGGUUACGUUCUGUGACUAUGACGGUAGCUACGGACCAUUCCAAAUUACUAAUAGCAUCGCCUACUGCACCGGACGAGGUGGAGAAAUUUUGGGAUCAUGGCAAGUUAUGUCAAGCGAAAUGAGUGGCAUGAAUUGCAACUGCGCCCGUGACAGCGCGGUGUACUUCCCGGAGCGCGGCAUGGCGGUGACGGAGACGUGCCAGGCCAACGGCAACUACAUGCCCAACCAGAACGUGGGCGGCGUGUUCUACUGCGUGGACCGCGACGGGUACCCCACCACGGGCAUGUUGGAAGAGUGGCCCAGCGACAGAUGUCAAAGUUAUGCGUAAUUUCUCUUAAUUUAAU
Ostrinia furnacalis (Asian corn borer) is the source of this 1075-nucleotide messenger RNA. RefSeq lists its product as uncharacterized. Gene Ontology annotation, cellular component: basement membrane. Bases 64 to 1059 code for a protein of 331 amino acids. Lineage: Eukaryota; Metazoa; Arthropoda; Insecta; Lepidoptera; Crambidae. Gene Ontology annotation, biological process: cell-matrix adhesion. The transcript has 8 exons. The record is from RefSeq and is a predicted model, not a curated record.